UACUGGAAAACAGAAACUGCGUGAGGUGACAAAAAUUUCUCUUGCCUGUCUGUGAGUAGACAGAAAUGAUUUUGUAAACCGUCACAACUUAAGAGAUAGCAUAUUUGAUUAUGUCGUUAAUUCCGGGCACGAAGAAGAAGGACAGGCGCAUUUUGUGCGGGAUGUGCCCGGACCCGCAGUGCCAGGCGAAGCUCUUCUUUCCCGCACACACCUCCAUCAGCAUCGAGUGCACCGAGUGCGGACAGAGACAUGAGCAGAAAAACCUCGCUAACGUGGAAGAAGUGACCGACCCAGAUGUAGUGCUCCAUAAUCUGCUGAGAAAUGCCUUGUUAGGUGUGCCGGGCCCUCCCAAAAAGGGGUCUGAGCUGGUUAAAGUGAUGGGACUGUCAAAUUAUCACUGCAAGCUGCUCUCACCCAUCCUCACCCGCUUCGGCAUGGACAAACAGACAGGCACUGCCAAACUUUUGAAGGAAAUGAAUCAAGGAGAAAUUUUUGACUGCUCACUACUUGGUGACAGGGCAUUUCUCAUUGAGCAAGAGCACGUAUCCACUAUAGGCUAUGGUAGGGAUCGGUCAGGGAGCUUGAUCUAUUUGCAUGACACUUUGGAGGAGAUAAAGAAAUCAAACUCAAAUAGAGAGUGUCUCAUUCCAGUACAUGUGGAUGGAGAUGGACACUGCCUGGUCCACGCCGUAUCCAGGGCAUUAGUCGGGCGAGAGCUCUUCUGGCAUGCCCUUAGAGAAAACCUAAAACUUAACUUUAAGCAGAAUAUUGGCCGCUACAAAGCUCUUUUUCAGGACUUUAUAGAUGCUGCAGAAUGGGAAGACAUAAUUAACGAGUGUGACCCAUUGUUUGUCCCUCCAGAGGGCGUACCGUUGGGCUUACGGAACAUUCACAUAUUCGGCUUGGCGAAUGUGCUCCAUAGACCCAUAAUCUUGCUGGACUCCCUGAGUGGCAUGCGCAGCUCGGGCGAUUACUCCGCCACCUUCCUGCCAGGUUUGGUCCCCGAAGAUCAGUGUCGGGGAAAGGACGGCACUCUAAACAAACCCAUCUGCAUUGCAUGGAGCAGCUCAGGUCGAAAUCACUAUCUGCCUUUGGUGGGCAUUAAGGGUCUGGCUUUGCCGCGUUUAUCUGCUGCGCUGCUGCCAAAAGCGUGGGGUGUUCCUCAGGAGCUGAUACGCCGGUACGUGAGUCUGGACUCCAAUGGCAGCUGUGUGAGGGGUGACCGCAGCCUGCAGGAUAAAUACCUGCAACGACUUGUCUGUGCCAUGGAGGACGUCUUCAUGGACAAGCACGGCAUCAGCCCAGCUCUGGUCGCAGAUGUUCACCAAUACAUCUAUCGACGCACUGGAGUGAUCGGCGUGCAGCCUGAGGAGGUGACUGAAGCGGCCAAGAAAUCUGUUCAGGAGAACCGUAUGUACCGUUGCCUAGUCUGCAAUGCCCUCUCGGAGCUUCACGUGCCAGCUGAGUGGCUCAUACCGGGAGGGAAGCUCUACAACUUGGCCAAGUCCACUCACGGGAUGCUGCGAGGGGAUAAAAACUACAGCUUUCCUCUGAAUAGUGUGGUCUGUUCUUAUAACCCAGAAAAAGAUGUUCUAGUGCCCGACUACAAACUCAGCUCCCUCCCGGCUUGCACCUGGUGUCAUGGAACCUCAGUUCGGCGUGUCCGUGGAGACGGCUCUAUGGUGUAUUUGGAUGGAGAUCGCACCAACACGGUCUCACAGGGUGGGAAAUGCGGCUGCGGGUACAAGCACUUUUGGGAGGGGAAGGAGUAUGAUAAUCUACCUGAAGCUUUCCCGAUUACUCUAGAGUGGGGCGGCCGUGUGGUCCGUGAGACUGUUUAUUGGUUCCAGUAUGAGGUGGAUCCAACGCUUAACAGUAAUGUUUAUGAUGUGACCAUGAAGCUUGUCACAAAGCAUUUCCCGGGUGAAUUCGGCAGCGAGAUCCUAGUGCAGAAAGUGGUUAACACCAUUCUGCAUCACACAGCUAAGAGGAGCCAAGAUGAAUACAACCCAGUUGCCAUAGAGGGUGCUCAUGUGCAGGACGGGGGCGAUGCGGGUGCUCAACCUCCUACUAAAAUUAUCCUGACCGGACAGAAGGGCAAAACGCUGCAUAAGGAGGAGCUGGUGAUGAGUAAAACCGAGAGGGUCUUGCAGCACAGCAUCAGCGAGCAGGCGGCCCUCUCCCAGCGGCGCAGUACGGACCGUGUGCGCCAGCAGGACAAGGCCUCAGAUCCUCGCCCAUCAUCUCCAUCCUCUUCAUCAUCCUCCGCUCCUCCCACACCCACUAAAAUGCCGCCCCCUAGUGGAGAGAAGAAGAUACGCGUAACGACUAGUGAUGGGCGGCAGUCCAUGCUUACAUUACUGCCACACACCACCUACAGUGAACUGCAAAACUCUAUUGUCCAGGUUUUCGGCCUCCCACCUGGCCAGCUGUGCAUCCGACACGGCUUCCCGCCCCGAGAGCUCCCCCCCCCACGCCCAGAAGACCAGAAUCAACCUGUCGCUCUCCAGCACGGUGACCGCAUCUCUGUGGAAGUGCUGAAAGAGAACUCAUCUGAUACUCACAUGACCCAAGAACACUCUCACACACCUCAAACACACGCUCAGUCUGAUCCAGGUCUCAGUCGUGCCAGCAGCAGGGAACUCCAGGACAACAUAGACCUUGAGAUGUCAUCACUCUGUCUACUAGCAGCGCUCAUGGGUGAAGACGUCUGGUCAUAUGCCAAGAAACUGCCUCAUCUGUUCCAGCUAGGAGGAAUCUUUUACAACAUUGUCAAGAAAGACAUGGGUCUGCUGGACGGGAAGCACUGCACACUGCCCCAUUUGACGGGUAAGACGUUUGUGUUCAAUGCAGCAGAGGAACGUUUGGAGCUGUGUGUGGACACCGCCGGUCAUUUUCCAGUGGGCCCUGAUGUGGAGGACCUUGCCCAGGAAGCCCUGUCCCAGCUCCGUACAGAUUCAGCCUCCCGUAGCCGUGAGGGAAGUCCCGCCCAUAGCCUGCGAUUGGGCGCUGGUGGCGCAGUGCGCAGGAAAGAGCAGAGCGUCACUGCUUUCCAAGGCAAAGGCCACUCGUUGGGUUCUGCCCCUCCGGAACACCCACCAAUCAGGCGGCAGCACAGCAGCGGAGUGGAUCUCAGCAGCAGCGUUCAGCAGGAGGAACUAACAUUGUCAGGGGAGGAGUUAGUACGUGUGGCCCCAGGCAUGCUCACUCUACGUGAGGGUCGCGAAAUGGGACUGGAGCCUGCUGUGAUCGAGGCCCAGCGGCAACGCCUGCAGGAGAUGGUUUCGAGCAUACAGGCAUCCAUGGACAAACACCUGCGCCAGAACGCUGCAGCAAGGCAUGAUGGGAAGGAGGAAGAGACUCCUGAUAAACAGGAUGAGAUGGAGAGUCAUGGGGCGGAGCCUCCCAGCACUUUUGAGCCCAUGGACCAAUCCUGAUGCUUCAUUACCCUUUGAGCAGAGCAAGCUUCGUUUAUGGCAUAACACUCACAUACACUCACACUGUGAUCCAACUAACCAAUAAUGGUGCCACUGAUUUAUGUGUCUUUUCAGUACAAAAUGCAUUUCUUAUGUAUUCUCAAGUCUUAAGGUGUGAAAUUUGGAGUGAUUAUUUACUAAUUCAUGCAUUGGCUUGCAUUCGCCCAAAAUACUUGCAUCAAAAUGCACAUUAAUUUAAGGUCACCCCUAAGCUUUGCUAGUAUGCACAUGCAUAGUGCUUAAAUAAUCAAAGUGCACUUUGACCCUCAUGAUGGGUAUAUGGCUCUGUUAUCUAAACAUAAUUACAACCAAAUGAUUACCAAUUCACAAAACUGAUUGUCUCACACUUGAAUGGGCAUUUCUCUAUGUGUGUGUGUGUGUGUGUGUGUGUGUGUGUGUGUGUGUGUUUAUUAUAGAACACAUCUGAAGGUGCAGUUUAUCCUCCAUCAUAGCUUGUAUCCUCAGCACAUUUCUGCCCAUGUUUUGCCAUGAGGAACAAACCAGGUGUCAUGUGUCAGCUCAGUCAUGCGGUUGUCUUUUGCACCUCUCCAACCUGUAUUACUUGUAAUGCACUGCUGUCACGCUCAGUCCAAAGAACACUACUUGAAGACUAGAAAAUAGUUCUAGUGUUUGAUGUUUACUUAAACAUCUCACUAUACACACACACACACAGAGGACUGAGAAGCAGAUCAGCAUGGAGUUGCCCUUGCAUAGUCCAUACAUGAGAGAACGGUUUGUGUUCUAUAAUGUCCGAUUGGACUGAACUCUAAUGUCAGUGUUGCCUUUUGUGCAGCCCAGGGCCUUCUGGGGUUAGUGGUCAGGGUUGCACAUUCACACGCUCAUUAUUUGACUAAAUUUGGUUUUAUUGUGUCCAUUUGCAUGUCGUUUCUUCUUUUCUAACACUGUUCGGUGCAGCAUUAUUUGCCUUUAUAUUCGAUUUUGGCAAAAUGUAAACUGAAAGUAGCAGAGAGGGUGAUAUGUUCAGGAUGUUUUUAUUAUAGCACUCAAUAAUAUUGUUACUUGUGUUAGUCUAUGCUCAUGCACAAAUGAAAAACUGAUGUAGAGGAAGGACAGUAUGUAUCAAAACAGUUUGUGUUUUGAUAACCAUUUUCUUUUUUUAUCUGUUCUAGACAAGUUUACUAGCAACCCUGAUUACUAGAGCUUUGAUCUUUACACUUCAGUCAGUGGGUAGAGAAUAUGCCUGAAAAGUUCUAGAAAUUCAAAUACCGAUUGAAAAUUGGAGACAUAAUUUGCAUAUGAUCAAACUUGGGCGAGCUGUUGCAUUUACAACUGGUAUUGCCAAAAACAGAUGAACAAACCUGUGAUUAACAGCCUUAACUAGUCCCCUGCCGUGCCCUGCUUUGAUCUGCAGUGUUUGCGCUUGACACAAUUUCUCAAUGGUGCCGUGUGUUUGACGAUCAGUUCCAAGUGAAACGGAAUGUGGCUUGCCCUUGGUUUCAUCUGAGGUCAAAGGUCAAGUGCAUGUUUUCCCCCUCUUGAAUGAAGCUAUUUGGAGGCCUGAUAAGUUUAAAUGGUUGGCUUUGAUUUUAAGUCAACAACUUUAUCUAUACUAGAGCACUUUUCUGUGUGGGAGUGUUUAUUAGCUCUUGAGCAUAAUUGAUAUUGUUGUUUUACUGCUUCAUGUAACAGACUUAAGUGCAGGUUGUUUCUCUGUGACUGCUGCCCUUAUGAUAUAUUGUAUUCUGGUGUACAAUAGUGGUAUAUAUUGUAUUAUACUUUCAGCUGUACAGAUAUUGAAUCUGUUUUUUUUUUUUUUUGUAUUAUUAUUAUUGUUUCUCCUCCGUUUCUUCCAAUAAAACAGUUGGAUUGAUUCUACGCAGCUGAGGAAUCUGUUUGCAUGCGUAAUUACUUUUCAGCCUAACAACAAUAAAGUUAUU
Xyrauchen texanus (razorback sucker) is the source of this 5374-nucleotide messenger RNA. It is a transcript of the gene vcpip1, whose product is annotated as valosin containing protein (p97)/p47 complex interacting protein 1. NCBI's taxonomy places the organism in Eukaryota, Metazoa, Chordata, Actinopteri, Cypriniformes, Catostomidae. Gene Ontology annotation, biological process: protein K11-linked deubiquitination; Golgi reassembly; endoplasmic reticulum membrane fusion. Gene Ontology annotation, molecular function: cysteine-type deubiquitinase activity. The record is from RefSeq and is a predicted model, not a curated record.